ACGUUCGAACAUUCAAUAAGAAAUUUUACGAAAAUGUGGUGGUUAAAAACGCUACUUCUAAGUUUAGUUGUUUCAACAGCAAGUGCAGCCACCACAUCUAUACCAACGGAUGUUUCAGCAUACCUGCAGAAUAUAGGAUAUUUCAAUGAUCCUGCCAACAACUUUACCAAUAUAGUAAAUCUUAUUAAUGGCUCUUUGAAGUCCUUGAAUCUGAGUGACAUUGAAGUGAAUAUUAUUUUAAAUCGCCUAGAGGACUCUCAGCCACUGAAUACUGAAAAUAAUAUCGAUGCAAAGGAAUUUGAAACAUCGCUGACAUAUUUAUUUAAAACAAUCCUUAGCACAAAUUUGAAUGUGAAGUAUAUUUUACAAGAAAUGGCAACAGCAGCAAAUAAUCUAACGGUGCAUGAAAUUGUAUAUGAAAUAAUAUGGCAGGAAUUGAACACUGAUCACAACAAAUCGAAUCCAUUUAUAUAUAUCGAACUAUACAAAGAUUUAGAAAGUAUUAUGAAAAACUUUACAAGUGACAAGUUAAUAAGACUACGCCAUGAAAUACAAACAUCAAUAGUGCAAUACAGUGCUCAAAUAUUACAAAGUUACUUUAUACACAAUUCAACAAUAAGAAUGCUAUUGGCGGAGUUAAAGCAACUGGAUAAUUUGUAUCAAACAACAAUACCUCGAGUAUUUUUGCAACUGGAUGGCAUAGAACAUGAAUGGCUGAUAACGGAAGAUCUAUUAGAUUUCGAUGCUCAAACCCAGGAGGCUGUUUAUAAUCAUAUCACCUAUUUGGAGUAUUUAAAGAAUCGCAAUGAAGUUACACCUUAUAGAAUUUACGAAAACCUAGAAAUGUUAAUAGCCCGACCAGAUUUUGUAAACAUUUCGAUAACACAACGUCAAAUAUCAUCCAAACUAUUACCAUUAUCCAUGGGCAAUAUAUUUGCUGCCCAAAAGCUGUGUCUUCGGAAUAUCACAACUAAUUACUAUUUAUAUGAAUGUCCACAAACGUAUUUGAUGUGCACAAAUUUCAUAGCAAAAAAUAUUAAUCCUAUAAAUCGCAAGAAAGCCGCAUUUGAGAUUGAUCGUUUAGGCAAUGAUCUGUAUACCUUGCGCAGUCCAUAUUGGGGGCGUUAUUUACAUUUGCAAGAUACUACUUCAAAGAAUACCCCCUUAGCUAAUAAUAUUAAUAAUAGCAGUAGUAACACAAGUAUUUCGAAAAUAACGAAAAAUCUGUAUAGUCAGACAGAGGCGAGUUCUUGGUUUAUUAAAUUUCAUGGAAAUUAUGCCACUAUUCAAGAUUCAACCAAAAACGUUUAUAUUUGUGGUGGUGAUUCGGCCUACUGGAGUAAUAUGGAAAAAUAUUCGUAUACAAGACCAUCUAAGGAUUUUUAUACAAAACAAAAUGAAUGUUUAUGGUUAUUGGAAGAUUGUAGUGAUGUUGUUUAGUUGGGCAAUUGAUUUUAAUUACAUACAUAGUUAAAAGAAAUUGUGUUAAUAAAUUAAUUAUUUAUUAACACAAUUUAUCUUAGUUUUAAAUUUGUCUUUAAUGAAAUAUGAUAAAAACAUAACAAAUUAAAAUCAAAUAUAUGUAUUAUUAAACGUAA
Calliphora vicina (urban bluebottle blowfly) is the source of this 1598-nucleotide messenger RNA. RefSeq lists its product as uncharacterized. The coding region runs from base 34 to 1440 and encodes 468 amino acids. NCBI's taxonomy places the organism in Eukaryota, Metazoa, Arthropoda, Insecta, Diptera, Calliphoridae. The record is from RefSeq and is a predicted model, not a curated record. The transcript has a single exon.